Molecule: messenger RNA, 2292 nt
Organism: Rhinichthys klamathensis goyatoka
Lineage: Eukaryota; Metazoa; Chordata; Actinopteri; Cypriniformes; Leuciscidae
Gene: slc39a14
Product: solute carrier family 39 member 14
Exons: 9
Coding region: 102-1586 (494 amino acids)
Biological process (GO): zinc ion import across plasma membrane; intracellular zinc ion homeostasis
Cellular component (GO): membrane
Molecular function (GO): zinc ion transmembrane transporter activity
Source: RefSeq, a predicted model, not a curated record
UAUGUCCUCCUGUACAUUCGGGACCGUCAGAUAACGGACCCGUCACGCGCCGACAGACCAGGAAAUCUCAAAUUUGUGCUCAACGUGUUGCUGGUAGAGUCAUGACCCUGAGACAAGCAAAUGGCUGCAAACAGCUGACCUUGACCAUAAGCCUGACACUGACUCUAGGACUGCUCCAAUGGCCAGUAGGAGAUGUUAGUGGUCAGGAUGGACUGUCUCCUACUCAAGUCCUUCAGGAGCUGCUGACACGCUAUGGUGACAACACCAGCAUCUCUGUCCCUCAGCUCCGAUCGCUCCUCAUACGGUUAAAUGGAGGGCUGAGUGGAGACCAUGAUGCACAAACACAGCCCACCAAAACCAAUGGAUCUAAGUGCUUGGCUGCAGACACUCUGGCAGCGUAUGGGAUGAGCGAACAGUCUCGUAUAGAUGAACGAGGCCUGCAGGAGAUCUGCCCUACCAUGAUACAGCAGCUGGACUCACAAGCAUGCAAGACCCAACAGGACCAAGAGUCCGAGAUCAGCCCCAGACCCACUUACGCUGAGGUGUGGGGUUACUCAAUUUUGAGUGUGACUCUGGUUAGUGCAUUCGCUUUGACCAGUGUUUUUGUGGUGCCCCUGAUGAGGACGCGGUUCAUGCGCAGAGUUCUCAUCUAUUUCAUCGCGCUGUCCAUCGGAACGUUGUUGUCCACUGCCAUCCUACAGCUCCUGCCUGAGGCCUUUGGAUUCGACCCUAUGGAGGAUUAUUACGUGUCCAAGUCUGCUGUUGUGUUUGGAGGAUUUUACCUGUUCUUCUUUACAGAGAAAGUCCUGAAGAUGAUCUUAAAGCCAAAGGACGGGGGAGGGCAUGGCCACGGCCACAGUCACUUCCCCGCAGAGCGCUAUGCCAGCUCUAAUGGUGACUUGGAGGAUGGUGUGAUGGAGAAACUGCAGAACGGAGAGGCUGGAGGAGCAUCUUUACCCAGAGUGGAAGGAGAUGUCAGAGGGGUUGGAGAAGACGACAAAAUGCUGAGUACUGGGCAGACAGUACAGGACUCUCAGAGUUCAGGUGGUGCUGGAACGGGUGGAUGUUAUUGGCUGAAGGGCAGGGCAUACUCUGACAUCGCUACUCUGGCGUGGAUGAUCACUUUGAGUGACGGUCUCCAUAAUUUCAUAGAUGGUUUGGCUAUCGGAGCCUCCUUCACUGCUUCUGUGUUCCAGGGCAUCAGUACAUCAGUGGCAAUUCUGUGUGAGGAGUUUCCACAUGAGUUGGGUGAUUUUGUAAUCUUGUUAAAUGCUGGCAUGAGCAUCCAGCAGGCGCUGUUCUUUAACUUCCUGUCAGCGUGCUGCUGUUAUCUGGGCAUGGGCUUCGGCAUUCUGGCUGGAAACAACUUCUCACCUAACUGGAUCUUUGCUCUAGCCGGGGGCAUGUUCCUCUACAUUGCACUGGCUGAUAUGUUUCCAGAGAUGAACGAGGUGAGUCGUGAGGAAGAGGAGGCCGGAGGAAGUGGCUGUCUGGUCACUUUCGCCAUCCAGAACGCAGGACUGCUCACAGGGUUUGCCAUCAUGCUUAUACUCACCAUCUACUCUGGACAGAUACAGCUUGCAUAGCAGAGGACCUAAAUACAAACUCGGACCCUGAGGGACUAACUCAGCACCUGGACUCAAACCUGAGACCUACUGGGACCCCCAGACUUAAAUAUGAGCCAGCUGUGCUGGCUUGUUUUAAAACGUUUGCCCAGCUGGACUAGGUCAUGGCAUAAAUUGAAAUGAUAUGGGCUCAAACCCUAGACUGUUUGAAUGAAGCUAGAAUUGACUGACCUGUGAAUUCGUCCAAAUCCCAGACCUGUGGAUGGAUGGAUGCUUUACCAUUCAUCUAGUUUAGGCCUUCUCUCGUUCUUUUGCCACAAAGCUUUAGGACACAAUGAUGUCCCUGUACUGUGUGGUUUCCAGUACCCUUACAUACACAUCUUGGUAUAUUUGUAUUGAUUUCUAAUGUUAUUUUUGUUCUUUCUCUCAGAGACAGACCACCUUUGUAUUCCUGACCAUGAGGAUUAGAGUAUGUCCACUGACUGACAUGUUACAGAUGAGAUAAAACUUGACUUAUUUUACUGACAUUUAGUCAAAUGCAGGUUGUUUCCGAUGCUUCAAACCAAAUGGUUUUGUUUAUUCAAUAGAAAAAUUCUAAACAAAAAAGACCAGUUUUUCCAAUCUUAGUGACAAGAUAUAUAGAUAUACUGUAGGCUUGUUAGUUGACACUCAUUCUAUUAAGCUGAACUAAGUAGGUCACUUUAAUCAAAGGUUACUCUGAACAGUU